Molecule: messenger RNA, 516 nt
Organism: Vicia faba (fava bean)
Lineage: Eukaryota; Viridiplantae; Streptophyta; Magnoliopsida; Fabales; Fabaceae
Source: the annotation of a GenBank genome assembly
AUGCAUAGUCAAUUCUGGCUGGGAGAUUUGCCUGAGUUGAAGGUAUUGGCUUUAAGUGACAAUGAAUUUCAUGGAGAUAUUAGGUGCCCCAAGAAUAUGACAUGCACAUUUCCCAAGCUUCACAUCAUUGACCUGUCUCACAAUGAGUUCUCUGGCAAUUUUCCCACAGAAAUGAUCCAGAGUUGGAAAACAAUGAAAACAUCCAACACAAGUCAAUUUCAGUACGAGGAAAAUUCAAUAUUCUGUGUGUUCUACAAGCCAGGAGGAUAUUCGAUGACAGGAAAGGUUUCUUAUUCGUUCGCAAUGUCAAACAAAGGGAUGGUCAUGGUUUAUGAGACGCUUCAAAAUUCUUAUAGUAUGAUAGCCAUUGAUAUUUCAAGCAACAAAAUCAGUGGAGAGAUACCGAAAGUCAUAGGUGACUGGAAGAAUCUUGUUUUGCUUAACUUGUCAAAUAACAACCUUGUUUUGCAGCAUUCCAUCUUCCUUAGGGAAGCUUUCAAAACUCGAAGCACUUGA